AUGGUCACUGAAUCAGACCUUGAUAAACCCAAUAAUUUAAGUGACAAUGAACAUGAAUUAGAAGUUAUCAUUGAACCACCUCCAGAUGGUGGUAUCUUUGCAUGGUUGCAAGUUGUUGGAUCUUUUAUAUUGAUAUUUUGUACUUGGGGUUUGACAAAUAGUUUUGGUGCUUAUCAAACCUAUUAUGAAACUGGUGAACUAUUUACUGAGACAUCUUCUAACAUCUCCUGGAUUGGGUCUAUUCAAGCUUAUUUGUUAAUGCUUGUUGGCAUUUUAACAGGUCCCCUCUUUGAUCGAGGUUACUUUAGGGCAUUACUCCUUGUAGGUUCUUUUUUCAUUAUUUUUGGGAUAAUGAUGAACAGCCUUUCAACUCAGUACUACCAAGUUAUGUUAUCACAAGGUAUUUGUAUGGGUAUUGGCAUGGGUAUAUUGUGGGUUCCAAGUCUCGGUAUAUGUAUGCAAUAUUUUCAAAAAUAUAGGUCUAUUGUCAUUACCUUAGCUGCUAGUGGUGGUUCGAUUGGUGGCGUUAUUUUCCCCAUAAUUAUUAAGAGAUUGAUACCAAAAAUCGGAUUUGGUUGGACCUGCAGAGCGAUUGGAUUAAUAUGUUUUGUUAUGUUAUUUACCCUGGCAAGUAUUAUGAAACAAAGAACUCUUCCUGAGACUCAUAGGAAAAUUUUAUUGUUAAAUUCUUUUAAGGAACCGGCUUAUCUAUUUUUAACAAUAGGUUUAUUUCUGUCAUUCACUGGUAUUUAUAUUCCGUUUUAUUAUAUUUCAUCAUAUGCAAAUAGAAUUGCUCAUACAAGUGUAAAUCUAAGUUACUAUAUGAUUAGUAUCAUUAAUGCUAGUUUAAGCGGUAGAAUUGUUCCAAAUUAUUAUGCUGAUAGAGUUGGGCCAAUCAAUACUAUGAUAUUUGCUUCUUUAAUUAGUGGGUUGUUGGCUUUGGUGUGGAUUGGGAUCAAGAAUACUCCUGGUUUAAUAGUAUUCUCUGUAUUAUAUGGUAUUUCUAGUGGUACAGUAGUCUCAUUGCCACCUUCUGCUAUAAGUUCGGUGACCGAUGAUAUUACAGAAAUUGGUAGUAGGUUAGGUACAGCUUUUUUUUUUGCAGGGUUUGGUACACUAAUUGGUAACCCUGUUGCAGGUAAAUUGAUAGACGUAGAUAAGCGAGAGUUUUAUAAAGGCCAAUUAUGGAGUGGUGUCAUGAUACUGGGAUCAACCUGCUUCUUAACGCUUGCCCAAUAUUUUAAAAGAAGAACAGAGAGAUAUCAAUUUCAUCUCGAUCCUAGGUCCAGUAUAGCAAAAAAAUUGUAA
This is a messenger RNA of Maudiozyma barnettii, 1308 nucleotides long. Its product is annotated as MCT family MFS transporter. The coding region runs from base 1 to 1308 and encodes 435 amino acids. Gene Ontology annotation, molecular function: transmembrane transporter activity. Gene Ontology annotation, cellular component: fungal-type vacuole membrane. NCBI's taxonomy places the organism in Eukaryota, Fungi, Ascomycota, Saccharomycetes, Saccharomycetales, Saccharomycetaceae. The record is from RefSeq and is a predicted model, not a curated record. The transcript has a single exon. Gene Ontology annotation, biological process: transmembrane transport.